CAGCCUGGGCGUGUCCGUCCACUCCGUUCUCCUCUCAGUGUGCUGAGCGAGGCUCGGAGCGAGGCGAGUCGCCCUGGAGGCGCCAGAGGCAGGGCGCGAAGGGCUGUGGUGGUAGGCUCCCAUGUCGCGGCGCUAGUGCCCCGCACGCCCGCAGCGCGCCGAGGACAGUCGGAGGCGAGUGAGCGAUGCUGGGCACGCGGUGGGGGCCCCGGGCGGGGCUCCCGAGGGGGGCGCUGAGAGCGGCGCUGCUGGCCGCCCUGCUGCUGGCGUGCCUCGCGGAGAACCCCAACACGUACAACGUCGGCGGCGUCCUCAGCAACAACGAGAGCGCCACCCACUUCAGGGAAAUUAUAGAGAAAAUCAACUUCAUGGACCAGUACGUCCCGAAAGGGGUGACGUACCUUCCCUGCUUCAUCAUCAUGGACCCGAACCCGAUCCGGACCGCGCUCAACGUCUGCAAGGACCUGAUCGCGCACAAGGUGUACGCAGUGAUCGUGUCGCACCCGCUGAUUGGCGACCUGUCCCCGGCGGCCGUCUCCUACACGAGCGGCUUUUACCACAUACCCGUCAUCGGUAUCUCCUCCAGGGACUCGGCGUUUUCGGACAAGAACAUCCACGUUUCAUUCCUGCGCACUGUGCCGCCCUACUCGCACCAGGCCGACGUCUGGGUGGAGCUGCUCAAGCACUUCAACUACAUGAAGGUCAUCUUCAUCCACUCGUCGGACACGGACGGGCGCGCGCUGCUGGGCCGGUUCCAGACCACCAGCCAGAGCCUCCAGGACGACGUGGAGAUCAAGGUGCUGGUGGAGGCCGUCAUCGAGUUCGAGCCUGGCCUAGACAGCUUCACGGAGCAGCUGCUCGACAUGAAAAACGCCCAGGCCAGGGUGUACCUCAUGUACGCGGGGAGGAAAGACGCCAGCGUCAUCUUUCGGGACGCCGGCAACCUCAACAUGACGGAGACGGGCUACGUGUGGAUUGUGACUGAACAGGCCUUGGAGGCCAACAACGUGCCCGAAGGCACCUUGGGGCUCAAGCUUGUCAACGCCACGGCAGAGGAGGCCCACAUCCAGGACAGCAUUUUCGUGUUGACGUCCGCUCUGCGCGAGCUCACCAGCAUGAAGAACAUCACUGAGGCGCCGUCCGACUGUGAGACCUCGGGGACAAUCUGGGACACCGGCAAACAGCUUUUCGAGUACAUCAUGAAGCAAGAGCUACUGGAUGGGCAAACGGGCAAGGUUGCUUUCGACGAGAACGGCGACCGCGUCAACGCCGAGUACGACGUCGUCAACGUCAAGGAGAACCAGAUCCAGGAGGCCGUCGGCCACUUCGUCUACUCUCGGGAACAGAACCGCAUGCACCUGGAGCUCAACGACACGGACAUCCUGUGGCCCGGGCGGCUGCGCACCAAGCCCGAGGGCUUCAUGAUCCCCACGCACCUCAAGGUGCUCACCAUCGCAGAGAAGCCGUUCGUGUACGUGCGCGAGGCCAAGGAGGAGAAGUGCACCAACGACGAGAUCCCGUGCCCCCACUUCAACAGCUCAGACGACUCGACCGACGCCGUCAUGUACUGCUGCCGCGGCUUCUGCAUGGACCUGCUGCAGGAGCUGGCCAAGACCAUCAACUUCACGUACAGCCUGGCGCUCUCGCCGGACGGGCUCUUCGGCAACUACGUGAUCCGCAACACGACGGUGGGCGGCAAGAAGGAGUGGACGGGGCUGAUCGGCGAGCUGGUCAACGAGCGCGCCGACAUGAUCGUGGCGCCGCUCACCAUCAACCCGGAGCGCGCCGAGUUCAUCGAGUUCUCCAAGCCGUUCAAGUACCAGGGCAUCACCAUCCUGGAGAAGAAGCCCUCGCGCUCGUCCACCCUCGUGUCGUUCUUGCAGCCCUUCUCCAACACGCUCUGGAUCCUGGUGAUGGUCUCGGUGCACGUCGUCGCCCUCGUGCUGUACCUGCUGGAUCGCUUCUCGCCCUUCGGCCGCUUCAAGCUCGCCAACACGGACGGCACCGAGGAGGACGCGCUCAACCUCAGCUCCGCCAUCUGGUUCGCCUGGGGCGUCCUGCUCAACAGCGGCAUCGGGGAGGGAACCCCGCGCAGCUUCUCGGCCCGCGUGCUCGGCAUGGUGUGGGCCGGCUUCGCCAUGAUCAUCGUCGCCUCGUACACUGCCAACUUGGCCGCCUUCCUCGUGCUGGAGCGGCCCAAGACCAAGCUGACGGGCAUCAACGACGCGCGCCUCCGCAACACCAUGGAGAACCUGACGUGCGCCACCGUCAAGGGCAGCGCCGUGGACAUGUACUUCAAGCGGCAGGUGGAGCUCAGCAACAUGUACCGCACCAUGGAGGCCAACAACUACGACACGGCCGAGGACGCCAUCGAGGACGUCAAGAAAGGGUAA
This is a messenger RNA of Frankliniella occidentalis (western flower thrips), 2393 nucleotides long. RefSeq names its product glutamate [NMDA] receptor subunit 1 (gene Nmdar1). Gene Ontology annotation, biological process: regulation of membrane potential; monoatomic ion transport; ionotropic glutamate receptor signaling pathway. The transcript is spliced from 10 exons. Gene Ontology annotation, molecular function: NMDA glutamate receptor activity. Gene Ontology annotation, cellular component: neuron projection; plasma membrane; synapse. The record is from RefSeq and is a predicted model, not a curated record. NCBI's taxonomy places the organism in Eukaryota, Metazoa, Arthropoda, Insecta, Thysanoptera, Thripidae. Bases 186 to 2393 code for a protein of 735 amino acids.